This is a messenger RNA of Pneumocystis murina B123, 1349 nucleotides long. RefSeq lists its product as hypothetical. Gene Ontology annotation, biological process: ceramide biosynthetic process. The transcript is spliced from 4 exons. Gene Ontology annotation, molecular function: sphingosine N-acyltransferase activity. Lineage: Eukaryota; Fungi; Ascomycota; Pneumocystomycetes; Pneumocystales; Pneumocystaceae. Gene Ontology annotation, cellular component: membrane. Bases 190 to 1269 code for a protein of 359 amino acids. The record is from RefSeq and is a predicted model, not a curated record.
UUUUUUUAGAAGAUAAAGAUCAGAUAACUAGAAAAAUAAUAUUUAGAUAAGAAUAUUUUAUCUUUAGACAUAAGGAUACCGAAAAGAAGAAUAAAAAAAGACAAAAUAUUGAAUAUUUUAGAGAAUUUUUUGAAAUUUUGGAUUUAAAUAUUUAAAACUAAUAAAGCUGACUCGGGUUCUGUUUUAAAUAUGAAAAAAUAUUCAGAUGGAAGAAUAAAGAAAGAUAAACAGCUUUCAUAUUUGAAUUUUGGGCGUUUUAUUAAGCAAAAUAUUCGAUAUUUUGCAGUUUAUCAACAAAAAAUCCUAAUAGCAACAAUACUUUUUAUUAUUUGCAUUCAUAUAUUUACUUCUCAGAAUUUUACAAAGAAGCUUCUUAAAUUAUCUUACUGUAAUUCAGCAACUCAAUUGUGCAGCAAGGGAAAAGAUGACUGGUACUUUGUUGGAUUCUGGGUAAUUUUAUUUACACUUAUGCGAGAAGUUUGUAUACGUCAUAUUUUUAUUCCUUUUGGUCGGAAUCAUGGAAUUAUAUCAACUAGAAAUCUUAAUAGAUUUUCAGAACAGACAUGGAGUUUCAUAUAUUAUGUUGUUUUCUGGAGUUUUGGGAUGUAUAUUUCAUAUAAUAGUCCAUAUUGGCUUAAUCCUAAACAAUUAUGGAUUCAAUACCCUCAAGUAGAUCUUAAACCACAUAUUAAGUGGUAUUAUCUUGUUCAAUUUUCAUUUUGGAUUCAGCAAAUUUUUGUUGUAAAUAUUGAAAAACGAAGAAAGGAUUAUUACGAAAUGUUUUUUCAUCAUAUUAUCACGUGCACCCUUAUAUUCAUGAGUUAUAUCUAUCACUUUACACAGGUUGGAAAUGCAGUCAUGUGUAUUAUGGACUUAUCUGAUAUUUUUUUACCGUUAUCAAAAAUGCUUAAGUAUUUGAAAAUGCAUAAAACGUGUAAUUUAUCGUUUUUUAUAUUUUUUCUUUCAUGGAUUAUUACGAGGCAUAUUUUGUUUGUAUUCAUAGUAUAUUCAACAUAUAAAGAUGCAGGUGUUAUCAUUACACAUAAAUGGGAUCCUGUAAACAAUAUUUAUUUUACCAAAAAAAUUCAUAUGUCAUUUUUAGCAUUGCUUACAGCAUUAGAAAUUAUUUUAUUUUUUUGGUUAUGUCUUAUUAUAAAGGUUACAUGGCAGGUUAUUUCAGGACAUAAUGCUAAAGAUACUCGCUCUGAUUCAGAAGAUGAAAAUGACUUAGCAUUGAAUAAAAAGAAAUAUAAAAACACCUAUAAAUAACACAACUAAUUCUUGAUGUUUUAAAAUAAGAUAGAUAAUUUUUUUAUUAUUUUAAAACUAAACUUUAUAGAAAGUCGUAU